This is a messenger RNA of Thermothielavioides terrestris NRRL 8126, 1531 nucleotides long. RefSeq lists its product as uncharacterized. Gene Ontology annotation, cellular component: cytosol. The transcript is spliced from 2 exons. The record is from RefSeq and is a predicted model, not a curated record. NCBI's taxonomy places the organism in Eukaryota, Fungi, Ascomycota, Sordariomycetes, Sordariales, Chaetomiaceae. Gene Ontology annotation, molecular function: zinc ion binding; guanine deaminase activity. Bases 1 to 1383 code for a protein of 460 amino acids. Gene Ontology annotation, biological process: guanine catabolic process.
AUGGCAUCAGCUGGGAAGGCGUUCGUUGGGCCCCUAAUUCAUUCCAUCUCGGCCUCCGAGCUCGAGAUCCUACCCUGUGCUCUCCUCGCCGUCGACAGCAAGGGGAGCAUUGGCGCCUUGCUCAAAAUGGAAGAUGCCAGCCCGCAACAGGUCCGAGAUAUGCUAACGACCUUGAACUUCCCGCCGGACCUCGUCACGAUCCAUUGGCUCGCCCCGGGACAGUUCUUGAUCCCGGGCUUCGUCGACACGCACAACCACGCGCCGCAAUGGGCACAGCGCGGCCUGGGCCAGGGGAUGCACAUCCUCGACUGGCUCGACGCCAUCACCUUCCCCAACGAGGCCCGCUUCCGCGACGCCGGCUACGCCCGCCGCGUCUACGCGAGCUGCGUCGACGGCUUCCUGCGGCAGGGCAUCACCACGGCGUCGUACUACGGCUCGCUGCACGGCGAGGCCACCAAGAUCCUGGCCGAGAUCUGUCUGGAGAAGGGUCAGCGCGCCCUGGUGGGCAAGUGCAACAUGACGCGGAACGCGCCCGAGUACUACCGGGACGCCUCCGUCGAGGAGAGCUUGCGCGUGACCGAGGAGUGCAUCGCGCAUAUCCGGUCGCUCGACCCCGCGGGGAGACUGGUCAAGCACGUCCUGACCCCGCGCUUCGCCAUCUCGUGCGACCCGGAGGUGCUGGAGGGCCUGGGCGAAAUCGCCCGGCGGAACGCCGACCUGCCCAUCCAGACGCACUUCAACGAGGCCGAGCAGGAGAUGGCGGCCACCAGGGCGCUCUUCCCGCAGUUUGCCAGCGAGGCAGACCUGUAUGAACACUAUGGGCUGCUGGGGGAGCGAUCCAUUCUGGCGCACUGCUGCCACAUGACCGAGUACGAGUUCGAGCGGUUGAAGACGCUCGAGUGCGGCGUUGCGCACUGCCCCAUCGCCAACAUGACGGUCGGCGGCGGCUUCAUGGCGGCCCCCGUACGCGAGUUUCUGCGGCGCGGCUUCAAGGUCGGGUUGGGAACCGACAGCGGCGGCGGCUUCUCGAGCAGCAUCCUGGAUGCCAUGCGGCAGGCUAUGAUCGCCAGCCAUGCGCGCGAGGUCAUGUCCGAGGGGCGAGACAAAGGCCUGACAAUCGACGAGGUGUUCUACCUCGCCACCGCGGGGGGCGCUCAAGUAUGCGGUCUCGCAGACAAGAUCGGCAAGUUUGAAGUGGGCAAAGAGUUCGACGCGCUGGUCAUCGGGACGCAGGGAAGCGACCAAGGCAUCAUGACCAUGGUAGAGGAAGGGGAUAGCUUGCGCACCGUGUUUGAAAAGUUUGUCAUGACAGGCGAUGACAGAAACAUCGUGAAGGUCUAUGUUCAGGGCAGGCUGGUGAGGGAUUUGGCAGCGGGUGCCUAGAGGAAGGUCGUGUAGCUGCCCAGAUGUUCAGGAGGCAUCAAGCCAGGGCGAAGGACAUGCUCUAACGCUGGUGCGCUUUGGCUGUGGUCAGAGAAUUUUCAUAAUGUAAAGAGUGUCCGAACAUUUUGAAACUCAGUUCGCCAUCUUG